AUCUGCAGUUCAUAUGUGGGACCAUCCAAUGAUGACCUCAAGGUAUGUACAAAUCUGCUAGGCAUUAUCACUCAAAAUGACUAGAAUUGGAAAUAACAAAUGUCACAACAGCAUAAUUUUCUACUAAGCAUGGAUGAUAUCAUGAAAUAGUGGUGAAAGCUCUAUCAUGUGGUUUAUUUGGUUUUGUUAUGUGAACUAUGAUUUAUUUGGUAAAUGAAGUUAAAUAAAUCAGCACUGUGUAUGAAUUCAAUCAUUAUUACCUUGCAAUAUUUCAUAAUGUGUUAGCUAAGCAAAAGAGUUUAUUCUUCAAAAUAUUUUUCAGGUUGAGCUGAAAUUACCAAACAUAGUUGGCACAGUCACAUACUCUUCUGACCCAGUAGUGUUUUGGCCCAUGUUCCAGAUCACCUGUAAACAUUUCAGCUGUUCUCUGCCUAACCAUGUAUUUCCCCAUUUUCUCUCACUUUCUUUGCUUUAAUCUUGUCUGGUGUUAGGUCUGCCAUAGGCUAUUUCCUACUGUCUCUUGUGCUUUCUUCAAACACUUUUAUAAUACUUUUAUGACUGUAUUUAAAAAAAAACUGACUAUAUUUUCACUGGUAUGAACAUUUUAAAAUCUACAACUACUGCAUAGUAAUCAGUCGUGCUUCUUCUGGUCACUGAAUUAUCUACUCACUCUGGACUUCAGUUCCCCAGCAUUUUCUUCUCAAACGUAUUACUGUUAAUACUCAUCAUUUGCCAGGAUUGCUGCUACUUCCUAAUAAAGACACAAAUGUCUGUCUCUUGUUUUUAACCUAAGUAUAGCUUUAAUUAAGCAUUUCACAUUCAAAAUAUUGUUUCAAAUCAUCCUUCUAUUCAUGAGUGGGGAAUUAGGUAACUACAUUCUUACCAAGCAACUAUGAUUCUUUAUUGAUUAGCAUAAGGAGGUAGCUCAGGUUGUGGUUCCAAAUUAUAGCAAUAUGAAAUAAAUACCCUAAUGUAUAUUCCUUUUCUUUUCCAGCUAUCCCAAAUUUAUGGUUUUAAAUAUUUCAUUCAGCUCAAGGAUUUAUAUCUUAUGCUGAACUUUUUUUAAAAAAAGCUUUAGAAGCAGAUUUAAUACCAUGCCGCACAGGGUUAAUUCUCUUUUUUGGGUUAGGGUUACUGUAAUCAAAGGAAACAUUCUUAUCCUCUCUAUCUUAUGAUGCCAAUGGUUUGCUAAAGAUUAAAGCAUUUUUAAAAUUCAAAACAAUUUAAAAUGUUUCUGGGGCCUUUUAAGCCUUGGCAAAAAAUUAUCAAUCUGUGUUUAAUAAAUUAAAAUGUAUACUUAAAGUUUAGAUUAAUUCUGAGAUUUCUGCUAUUUCUGUUUGUGUUGAUUUUGUAGUCUGGUGUGUAGGAUUUGUGGUGCCUUAAUACUUGAUAUAAGGCAUACAAAUCUUCGAAGUAAAACUAGCAUAACACAUGACCCUGCCACUAUAUGUCUGUUUAUUUUGUGACCUGAAAAAAACCAGGAUUAAUUGGGCAAGUAAGCAGUGAACUAGCGUUUACCACUUUUUAAGUUUUUCUUUUAAGAUUUUGCCUUGCAUGACUAAUGACUCAGACCACAAAAUAAAACAGGAAUAAAUCAGAGAGCACAACUGAACUUUGUGUAAUGAUUUGCAUAUCACUAAAGCAUAUGCUGUCAGGAAGUCAGCAUUCUGUUGCUUACCAUGCUCAUUCACUGACUUUAUUUGCAAAUUAUGCUGAGCAUUUUGAAAUAGCACUAUCAUAACAAUAUGUUAGAUUAAGGAGAGGGGACUGCUGCUUUUCAUAAAGUAUUUACUUUUCAAAUUAUAAUUCUAUCCAUCCUUAAAUUCCACAAAACAUCCUAACUUUAUGUGUAAACAUUUACAGGGGCUAUUAAUUUCAAGUCCACAUUACUGAAUAUUUAUAUCAAAAAACAAACCAUGGAAACUAAUAUAUAAAUCAGUAUUACAGCAUAAUAAAAUAUUGUUGUUCAGUCAUUGCUGAUUAACUUGAUAAAUAUUUUUCUAUGGUUAAUAACUUGAGUUCGUGUAAAUUUUUAUCAUAACAUUUAGCCACCUUGUAUUCUUUUGCCCUCUUUUCUGAUUUCUUUGAUUUUUUUUAUUUUUGGCUUUAUUAUUAAUGCUUUCAGAGAACAGUUUGAUUUUGCUUCAUCUAGUAUUGCUUUUCUUGGGAGUCCAGUGUUCAAUUUUCUACAGCAUCAGAAUUCAAAAUUAUUUCUCUAUAUUGCAACUGGGAAAAGCCAUAGCUAUGGUAAUAUGUACCUUUGUUAUCAAUGUGAUAUCUUUGCUCUUUACUUAGAUUUGUCAUAGUUUGUCCCAAGUACCAGCUAUCUUUUUCAGGUCUAGAGUCACCGUCCCUCUCUAAGUAAAUUUAUUUAUUCUUCAGCUACUUGCCUUGAGUUACCAUUGCCUGUUAACUCUCUUGAGUAUUUUUAAUAUUGAGGAGACACUGGUUUUUGUACUCUUUUUUUUCUCUUCAUUGUCAACAAUGGAUUCCUUUUGCUUUCCUUGCUUCUAGCCAUUCAAGAGGUAUCGGUAUAUCUGUGAUAGAUGUUUCUCCCAGAAAUUUUAAUUACAAUUGUUUUUCAAAUCUGGCAUAUAUGAUGAUAUAUUAUGCAUAAAUAAUUAAGACAGCAUCCAAUCUUACCACCCCUUUCCCACUUUUGAGCCAUUUAGAUAGCCCAUAUUAUUACAUCUUGAUCAUCACACAGUAUGUUUUAUUCACUAGGCAGAUAGCCUUAUACAUGCAUGUUUUCAUGGACUGUCCACACCUUGUCCUCACAGUUGAAAGCUUUUAUAAAACCAAUAGAUAUUUUUGUCAAACUCCCUUGCCAUCUGCAGUAUUCAUCAAAUAUUAACAAUAGGAUCCUGGGUCCCUUGAUUCUUUUGCAACAACAGUAUCUGGCUUCUGGUAUUUGUACAGUAUCUGGCACUUUUCAUUCUCAAUUACUAUUUAUUUUUUAUUUAUUUUUGUCACACAGUAUAUAUAAGCAUAAGCAUGAAAUAAUUAUACAAUAUAUAAGCAUAUAUAUGAGUAUGUAAUAACUAUAUUAAUUGAAUAUAACAAAGGAAAACAAUAGGACUCUUAUGCACGCCCCUUACAGACCUCUUAGGAAUGGGGUGAGGUCAAUGGUAGAUAGUUUUUGGUUGAAGCUUUUGGGAUUUUGGGAAGAGACCACAGAGUCAGGUAGUGUUUAAUAACUCUGUUACUGAAGUCAUAUUUUCUGCAAUCAAGAUUGGAGCGGUUAACAUUAAGCUUAAAUCUAUUGUGUGCUCGUGUAUUGUUGCAAUUGAAGCUGAAGUAGUCUUUGACAGGAAGGACAUUGUAACAUGAUUCUAUGAGUUAAACUCAGGUCAUGUCGAAGGCGGCAUAGUUCUAAAUUUUCUAAACCCAGGAUUUCAAGGCUGGUAUUUUGUUGUAUUCGGAGGAGUGGAGUACUCUUGUAAAAUAUUUCUGAACAAUUUCAAUUGUAUAAUAAUAAUAAUUAAUAAUAAAAUAAUUAUUUAUUUUAUUAUUUUUAUUAUUUUAAAAUAAUAAAAAUAAUAAUAAAACUAUUAUUAAACAAGCAAACUGGAAAACAUGCGUGCAAAACGCCGUCCUACAAAUAGCAUGGGGAGGUUUCCCCAAAGAUGCAGGUUACAGUUUUAAUUACAGGGAUCAUCAUUUACUAAUCUUCAUAAACUAUGAAGCACAUUUUUUAAAAAUGGAAUUUUUGGCAAACGAAACUUCAGUUUUUAUAUUUCCAUAAAACUAGAGUAAACUGUGAUAAUGUCAAUCUAAACGGCAGCGGGUGCCAUGCGCGUAUCCCUCUUGAGUUUCCCGGCUGAAACGGGAUUUAAGCCCGGAUGCAUCAUAGAGAUGGCGCCAAUUCUGCCAGUUGGGAACUGGCAUCAAGACGAACCGGUAAUUUCCAAAUCUUGUUGAUUUAGCUAUUUCGCGAAUAAUAAAUCUCUAAAUGCAGAUUUCAAAGGUGGUCAAAUCAGAAUCGUAAGAGCAGCGAGGCAAAUUCGGGAGCAAGUCUCGCCAUCGCUCUGCGGGAAGCAAACGUAGAAGCGGGCGACGGGGAAAAGCACUCGGAAGUCGGACCCGGCGAGCCUUGAUGCGGAGCGCUUGCCGGAAGGCCCCGUCAAUACCGCGAAGAGAACCGGUUGCACGCCUCUAAGAAGCAAGGGCAAACUCUGCGGGCGCCGGAGGGAUCGGAAUAAGACCCGAGAUCGGACAUGCAAGAGGACGAACGUGAAGGAAGGCUGGGCUCCGGAGGGUCCGCGCUCGGCGAAGUGGAAGGAUUUUGGAGUCAAAAUAUAUUAGAUUAUUUUCUGAAUACUAAGCAAAUUAAAAGAAGAGAUGGAGCUGAAAUCAUUUGGUAUCACAGAGCAAACAGCAAGCAACACAUGAAAGAGGCAAUACAGAUAUUGCUUUUUUAUAGUCUAGAAGCUGUGAAUCCCUCAAUGAAGCUUCUUGGAGACCUGCAUUUUAGGCAACCUGUUUGGAUUAAUGCAGACAUACUUCUAGGACCAAAAGGAAAUCACCCCAUAGAUGCAAAAGGAUUCCUGGACACAGUGAUAUCAUCUUUUCCAGAUGUAACUUUAUCUUUGGGAUGGACUACUGGGAGAAUUAGUUCAAAAUGCAACACAGGUUAUAGUCUAGCCAUGGUACAAGAAAUGGCAGAAAUAUGUAGAGAACAUAUUCAGCCAAUCACAUUUGCUGUAAGAGCUGAUUUGGUUUGUCGGUCAAAAUCUGAACUUCAGUGGUUACUACAGCAAUCAGACAGGUACACAUUAACCAUUUGGACUGGAAAAGAUGAUGAAUAUUCCGUAGAUGAUUUACUCUUCAUCAGACACAGCUUUGAUCAAUGUAGAGUUUUUUACGAUAUCUUGGAGCCACAAAAUUCUGAAUUCAGAAAAGCCAUAGGAAUAUAAAAAGGAUAAAUAAAACAGCCCAGUCAACGAUAUAUUUAGGCUUUAGACUGAGUAUAAAAAUGCAUUAAAUUGAAUUGUAAAUUUCCAUCACUGUUGGAACACAAUUGUAGUUAUUGAAGUGGAUGUUUUCAUCAAUUUCCCUUCCACAGCUUCCUUCAUCUUCUGCUUCCACAAAAGUUGAUCUUAUGAAGGUAUGGAAUUUUGGAGGGGAGGAAAAUAAAUGGAGGGAAGUUAUGGGAGAAAUUAUUUCCCCUUGCAUGAAUAAAGACAAAACUAAGAUCAAAGUUUAUUUUUUUUAAAGUCAAACUUUUAAAAUCUUUAAUUUCCAAAGAUGAUUUAUCCUCAUUACAGAGUGAGAUUCUUAAAAAUGAAAAUAAUUUUCAAAGACUUUACUGAAACCUUCUACUAAGGUCACUAACACUCUAGCAUUUGAAACUUCUCCCUUGGGCUCUACCUUCUCUCUGCUUAUGCAAACAUCAUAUCCCUGUAUUUGUA
Messenger RNA from Ahaetulla prasina, 5411 nucleotides. RefSeq names its product family with sequence similarity 151 member B (gene FAM151B). Bases 4218 to 4916 code for a protein of 232 amino acids. The transcript has 5 exons. NCBI's taxonomy places the organism in Eukaryota, Metazoa, Chordata, Lepidosauria, Squamata, Colubridae. The record is from RefSeq and is a predicted model, not a curated record.